AUGGAUCUUUGGCACCCCAAACCGGUCCACCCGAUUAAUUACGGAUGCGUAUGUGAUGCUAUUUUCGGCUUGAACUUUUCCACACUUGACUGGAAGUUCCGCCACCAAGGUGAUUUAUUACGCAGCUUCCCCCUGGUGACCACCUUGCAAAUUCAACAGCACGAUCCAGAACUGGAUGCUGACAAGAGGAGUAUCACCAACCACCCACUGUAUCCACUGCUGGCGAAACUGUUGCAACAGUGUGAACUGGCUUCAGUUAGGCCAGAUUCGCCCCCAUCACCAGGCGCCUUCGACGACGAAUUGCGGGCCUACGUCCAACACCGGCUGGAACCGGAGAACACUGAUCUCACAAGGCCGAACAAGGGAAAGGAUCUUAAAGAAUACUAUUCGAAUCACUACGAUACUGCUUACAGCUCCUCGCGUGUUGUACGAAAUCCCACUGCUGGGCGAUUUAAACAAGGCGACUCGAAAAAGGCAAGCCGACCUCAGUCGACUGACUGCAGAAUAUACUCCACCGAUAAGUCGCGCGAUUUCGACAAAUCAAUUGACAUGGUAGACCCAGACUACUCUGCUGAAUCUGGGACAAGGGAUCCUGCACAAUUUGACGACAGCAAAAAAUUGCAAGUGUUUGUAGAGGACAGUGAAGUAGACGAAUUGGUGAGUUUAUCAUACAUUUUCGUGGAUUAA
Molecule: messenger RNA, 687 nt
Organism: Dicrocoelium dendriticum
Lineage: Eukaryota; Metazoa; Platyhelminthes; Trematoda; Plagiorchiida; Dicrocoeliidae
Source: the annotation of a GenBank genome assembly